Molecule: messenger RNA, 1439 nt
Organism: Physcomitrium patens
Lineage: Eukaryota; Viridiplantae; Streptophyta; Bryopsida; Funariales; Funariaceae
Cellular component (GO): cytoplasm
Molecular function (GO): oxidoreductase activity, acting on the CH-OH group of donors, NAD or NADP as acceptor
Source: RefSeq, a predicted model, not a curated record
ACUUAUGCUUGGUUCGUGCUCACAGUUAGCCCUCGAACUCAGACUUCGCACUCCGGACUUAGAAGCAGAUCAUUCCUUGCAGGUUUGUCGGAGGUAGCUGGAGGACCACCUUGUUUCCAUACGGAUCUGAACUCCUUCCCAUCAGGUACAGAAUAAUCUCCAUCACGCAAUACCAAUUCUGAAGAGCUGCCAGUUAUGUCGCUUACAAAUUUCUGCAGAAACAGGUGGGCGACUCCGCUGAUCACUAAGAAUGAAAAUUGAACGGGGCCAAGCUGCUUUAAUCACAGGUGCUGGGAGUGGAAUCGGAAGAGCCCUGGCAGUCGGUCUGGCAGGUAGAGGAGUGCGGAUAACAUUGGUCGAUCUGAGGGCCACGCAAAGUGAGGAGACUAUCCGUUUGGUAGAAGAGGAGCAUGCAAAGAUUUCCUACAAGCCCAACUCUCCGUCGGCAAUUUUCAUCCAGUGUGAUGUUACCAAGACUGAUGACGUGGCUGCUGCCUUCGCCCGCCACCAAGAUGUCUUCGGACAGCUCGACAUUUGUAUCAACAACGCCGGAAUCGUCAGCGAGGAGCCCUUUCCCGAGACCAAUCCAAACAUCUGGCGCAAAGUGAUUGAGGUCAAUCUCAUGGCUGUAAUAGAUGGCACGAUUAAAGCGAUACAAGCGAUGAAAGAGCGAGGAGGAAUGAUCCUGAACACAGCAUCAGCAGCAGGCUUCUUGCCAUUACCCUUUCAACCUAUUUACAGUGCAAGCAAAGGUGGCGUACUCAUGUUCACAAUGUCGCUAACUAAUUUGGAGAUGGACAUUCGGGUGAACUCGCUGUGUCCCGAGUUUGUGGAGACACCGCUUCUCCAACCAUUGCCAUCUAGCGCAAUGGCCGAUCUACGCGACAAAGUGGGGUUUGUCCCCAUGGAGAAAGUAGUCGCAGCUGCGCUCUCCACUCUAGACGAUGAAACCAAGGCUGGGCAAUGCGUCUGGGUGCCGACAACACUACCUACGCAAACAUAUCCUGACGAAGAAACAGACCGGAAGUAUCAGUUUUUCAUGAAAGAUGGGUCACCUUACCCACCAUUCACACACCAGUAGUAACAACAUCAAGAACGACAACAGAAUAUUGCUGCUCGGACAAUGCCAUUGAACACUGUUGCAAAAGUUAGAUCCAGCAUGUGGUUCUGAAGCCACACGCUCGCAACCUUAUCUUAUUAUCGUUGUUCCUUCGAUGGUUUUCAUGUGACAGGGCAUUAGCUUAGUCUUUGAAGUGGUUUUCACAAAAUCUAAAAAGUUUUGAUUGCUAGACAUCUCUUUUUGUUGAUUGCUUUUUGUCAUUCUAAUGAAAGCUCCUGUCGAAUAGAAUCUUUGGAGCCUUGGCAAGUCAAGUAUGGUGUCUUCCUUGUGUUUCUGAUUCGGUUGAAUAAAACAUGAUCUUCGAAAACUGUUCUUAUUC